Molecule: messenger RNA, 278 nt
Organism: Trichomonas vaginalis G3
Lineage: Eukaryota; Parabasalia; Trichomonadida; Trichomonadidae
Exons: 1
Source: RefSeq, a predicted model, not a curated record
AUGGAUAGAAAAUCUGCUAGAAUAAAAGCAGAGUUGCAAAGAUAUGGUUGGAGAGUUUCGAAGAAGUUUAAAUAUAGGAAGGGAAGACCCAUAAAAGUCUAUGACAAAUUGUCUGGUCUUCGCUACGAAAUGGAUUUGGAAACAGCACGUGCCAAUUAUCCAAACAGACUAGAGAGGUUAGAAGAAGAACGUCUUAUGGACAUGCCUUUCGAUGUUAGUGAACCUCAAGUUGAAGGACACGACGGCUUUGCCAGAUUCUACUGGAAACAUGACGAACA